Messenger RNA from Panicum hallii, 2529 nucleotides. RefSeq names its product cation/H(+) antiporter 1-like. Gene Ontology annotation, molecular function: antiporter activity. The transcript is spliced from 2 exons. Gene Ontology annotation, cellular component: membrane; endomembrane system. The record is from RefSeq and is a predicted model, not a curated record. Gene Ontology annotation, biological process: proton transmembrane transport; regulation of pH. The coding region runs from base 1 to 2529 and encodes 842 amino acids. Lineage: Eukaryota; Viridiplantae; Streptophyta; Magnoliopsida; Poales; Poaceae.
AUGGCGGACGGCGGCGGCGCCAAGUGCUCCGCCGCGGUCGGCGAGGGGGCCUACUUCAUGGCCAGCAUCAUGGCCAUCACCGGCAUCAUGGCCACCGUCCUCGUGCUCUCCGGCCUCUUCCAAUCCGCGCUCCGACGCCUCGACCAGCCAAGCAUCAUCUCCCACAUCCUGGCCGGCAUCAUGGUUGGCCCGACGGUGCUCGGCCGUGCCAUGGACCUCCAGGAGCUAGGCAUGCGGGACGCCGGCAGCGCGCUCAGCGGCACGAUCUACUUCGUCCGCAUGGUCUUCAUGUUCUUCAUCGGCCUCGAGCUGGACCUGCGCUACCUGCGCCACAACCUGCGCCGGUCGCUGACCAUAGCCUGCGGUGGCUCCGCGCUCUGCUUCGUCCUCGCCGUCUUGGCCGGGCCUUUCUGCUAUGGCCUCAUGCACCCGGGCCAGGGCUCCUUCCACCCUGACAAGAUCUUCGCCUCCACCGCGCUCUUUGCGCUCGUGCUCACCAGCACCGCCUCGCCCGUCCUCAUCCGCAUCGUCACCGAGCUCAAGCUCACGGGCUCCGAGACCGGCCAGAUUGCCAUCGGCGCCGCCUUCGCCAACGACAUGGCCAGCCUCACCGCCCUCAGCGUCAUCAUCGUCACCCACACCGUGUACGGCGCCGAGGUGCGCAAGGAGGACGAGCCCUCCCCGACUUUCAAGGCCGGGAGGCUGGCGGUGCUGGCGGUCGCGGUGUGGAUGGCCGUGAGCCUCGUGGCAUGGGUCGCGCGUCUGCUCAACCGGCUCAAGCGCGGCCGCCAGUACAUCAGCAAGUACGAGCUGUGCGGCAUGCUGUUCCUCAUCAUGGUCCUCUCCCUGGUACAGCAGGCCCUGGGCUACAGCGCCUCCAUGACCGCCUUCCUCAUCGGCCUCGCCAUGCCGCGUGAGGGCCCCACGGCGCGCACGCUCAUGGAUCGCCUCGCCUACCCCGUGCACCAGCUCGUCAUGCCGCUCUGCUUCGGGGCCAUCGGCGCCCGCCUCGACUUCACCAAGAUCGGCAACUUCACCGCCGUCCAGCUCAUCGUGGCUGUCGCCGUCACCACGCUGCUGAGCGCGGCUGGGAAGGUGGCCGGCACCGUGCUGGCGGGGCGGGCGCUGGGCAUGGCGACGCGGGAGGCCGUCGUGCUGGGUGCAUUGCUCAACGUCAAGGGCUACUCCGAUAUCCUCGCCAUCAACUUCGGGAACAAGGUCGAUGUCUGGGGCGAACCCGUGCAGGUGGUGCUCCUCAUGUCAUCCAUCAUCAACACGUUCAUGGCCGGCCCGGCGUCCGCCGCCAUCGUCCGCCAGCAGCGCGCCGCCUUCCGCUACCGCUCGCGCUGCCUCCAGGACAUCAGGGUGGACGAUGAGCUCCGGGUGCUCGUGUGCGUCCACGGCGCCGCGGGCGUGCACCCCAUGCUCACGCUCGCCAACCUCUCCAAGGGCGCCGCGCUGCUCCCCGUGUACCUCCUGCACCUCGUCGAGCUCGUCACCUCACGCAAGUACGCCAUCACCCACCAGCUGUACCACGCCCGCGAAGGGGGUGAGGACGAGGACGAGUGGGGCUACGCGCGUGAGAUCGACCAGGUGGCCGCCGCCGUGGCGACCUUCACCUUCGACCACGCCGUGCACGUGCGCCAGAUGACGGCCAUCUCCAACCUGGCGUCCAUGGACACGGACGUGCGCCACAACUUGGAGGACUCGCGCGCGUCGAUGGUGAUCAUGCCCUUCCACAUGGAGCAGCGCUAUGACGGGCGCAUGGUGUGCCGGGGCGAGGGGCGGCGCCAGCUGAACCGGCGGGUCUUGCAGAGGUCUCAGUGCACGGUGGGGAUCCUCGUGGAGCGCCCCUUCGCUCAGGAGGUCACGGGAGAGCAGCUUGAGGUGAUGGCGUUGUUCUUCGGCGGGGAAGACGACAGGGAGGCCGUCGCCUUCGCAGCGCGGCUGGCGACGCAGCCGUCGGCGAGGGUAACCCUGUGCAGGUUCCUCCUCCCGAGUGGGAAGGGCCUAUUGGGCAACCAAGAGACGGCGGAGGAGGCGAUGCAGGACGAGGAGUUCAUGGCGGACAUGUACGGAAGGUACGUGGCGCCAGGGCAGGUAGCGUACACGGAGAGGCACGUGAGCAACGGCGCGGAGACGGUGACUGCGCUGAGCUCCAUGGUGGGGGCGUGCUCGCUCUUCGUCGUGGGCAACGGCGGCAAGGCCGGCGGCGACAGGGGCGUGAUGACGAGCGACAUGGGAGAUCUGGACGAGGAGUGCCCGGAGCUAGGCCCCGUCGGCGAGCUGCUGGCCUCGGACGACAUGGUAGGCUGCGGCUCCGUGCUGGUGCUGCAGCAGCACAAAGUGCGCCGCCCCAAGCACAAGCAGAUGAGGACAUGGAACAUGGACAACCAGCAGCAGCAGUAUCAACCUCAAGCUCCGCACUACCAAGCAGACGAAGAUGUAUCUGAUUCUGAUGAUGCUGUUGUGGACAUCCUCGGAUCCGCCUCCAGCGCACCUACUAAUCGUUCACUAAAACCAAACUGA